Thunnus maccoyii (southern bluefin tuna) is the source of this 4006-nucleotide messenger RNA. Its product is annotated as frizzled-6-like. NCBI's taxonomy places the organism in Eukaryota, Metazoa, Chordata, Actinopteri, Scombriformes, Scombridae. The record is from RefSeq and is a predicted model, not a curated record. The transcript has 8 exons. Bases 393 to 2498 code for a protein of 701 amino acids. Gene Ontology annotation, cellular component: plasma membrane. Gene Ontology annotation, molecular function: Wnt-protein binding; Wnt receptor activity. Gene Ontology annotation, biological process: non-canonical Wnt signaling pathway; canonical Wnt signaling pathway.
AGCAGCCAGACAAGAAAAGACGGACGGACUGUGUGUCGGAGCUUAUCGCAGGAAACACGCUACCAAAUUCCCCAGAGUUUCCCCGAAGAGUAUCCAUGUAGUCAGCUGUUACAUGAACUCAGUUCAUGACAGUUGGGGAGAUGUGAGAUUCCUAUCUGUGACAGCACAUGCUGACCAAACAGGGGACUAAUGGGAAAGCUUUACCUGCUGCUGCACCCGCCGUCUCCACUGACAUGACCCCAGGAGAAGUGGAACGCGGAUGACACUGUGAGCCAGGGGGAUUCAACAUUUGGGCCAAGAUAUCCUCACACUGAGCCAAAAAGAAACUUGUUCUAGUUUACACCAGAAAAGAAAAUACACUCACUGAGACACAUUCCCAAUCAGCCAACGCAAUGCUGCUGCCAGGACCACUGUGGGUGUGUCUGGCACUGUUAUGGCUUGGAGGCUGCAGUGCCCACAGCCUGUUUACCUGUGAGCCAAUCAAAGUGCAUCGUUGCCUGGGGAUGCCAUACAACAUGACUUUCUUUCCCAACAUGAUGGAACACUACGAUCAGGAUAUUGCUGCCAGCAAUAUGGAGCCAUUCAUGCCCCUGGCCAACCUUCGCUGCUCUCCAGAUGUACACCACUUCCUGUGCCAGGCCUUUAUCCCAGCAUGCUCCGAGGAGAACAAAGUGAUCCGUCCGUGUCGAGAGCAGUGCGAGACCGUUCUAUCCGACUGCGAGGAGAACAUCCGAAUCUUCGGUAUCAGCUGGCCUCCCGAACUACAGUGUGACCAAUUGGACCCAUGCGGCUCGGAUGGUUCUGAGCUUUCUGCAACCACCCCGAUGAGCUCUGCAUCAGCUAAGAGGGACCUGGGCUUCUGGUGCCCACUGCAGCUGAAAACCAAGCCAGGCCACGGCUCAUCGUUCCUGGGCGCCCAGGACUGUGCUCCGCCUUGCUCCAACAUGUACUUUAAACCCCACGACAUCGACUUUGCCAAGAGCUUCAUCGGCGUGUGCUCCAUUAUCUGCCUGGGCGCCACACUCUUCACCUUCCUCACUUUCCUAAUCGACGUGAAACGUUUCCGCUACCCCGAGCGUCCCAUAAUCUUCUACGCCGUCUGCUACAGCUUUGUCUCGCUCAUAUACUUCAUCGGCUUCCUGCUGGGGAACAAUGCAGCCUGCACCAAGGCAGCCCAUCCUGCCGGUGUGGAUACAGUGGUGCUAGGCUCUCAGAGCAAAGGCUGCACUCUGCUUUUCAUGCUCCUCUACUUCUUCUCCAUUGCCGGGAUCGUCUGGUGGGUCAUACUCACCAUCACCUGGUUUCUAGCUGCCGGACCCAAAUGGAGCUGUGAGGCCAUAGAGAAAAAAGCGGUGUGGUUCCACUCUGCUGCCUGGGGCAUCCCCGGAGCGCUGACUGUCAUGCUGCUGGCUCUCAACAAGGUUGAAGGGGACAACAUUAGCGGGGUUUGCUUCGUGGGACUCUACGACCUGGACGCCCUGCGCUAUUUCGUUCUGGCUCCUCUGUGUGUGGGCGUCAUAGUCGGCCUCUUCCUCAUCCUGGCAGGCAUCGUUUCUCUCAAUAACGUCCGGCAGGUAAUCCAGCACGACGAGCGCAACCAGGAGAAGCUGAAGAAGUUCAUGAUCCGCAUCGCCGUGUUCAGCUGCCUCUACCUGGUCCCGCUGGUCACCCUGUUGGCGUGCUAUACCUACGAACAGAGUCACCGCAGCACCUGGGAGAAUACCUGGAUCAACGACCGCUGUCAAGAGUACAGCAUCCCCUGCUCCUACAAGACAACAGAGUAUGACCGUCCUGACCUCUCCUUGUUUCUGGUGAAAUACUUGAUGACGCUGGUGGUUGGAAUAUCUGCAGUGUUCUGGGUCAGCAGCAAAAAGACCUGCUCCCAGUGGGCCUUCUUCUUCAGCAGGACCCGCAAGAGAGAUCCCAUCAGUGAGAGCCGUCGGGUGCUCCAGGAGUCCUGCGAGUUCUUCCUCAAGCAUAACAGCCGCGUCCAGCACAAGAAGAAACACUACAAGCCGAGCUCCCACAAGCUCAAGGUCAUCUCUAAAUCUAUGGGAACGAGCACCGGCGCCGCACCCACCAAUGCCUCCACCACCACCGCCGCCACCACCACCAAUCAAGGAACCUCCGCUCUGGGCAAUCACGAUCCCCACACACAAGGUUCCCUGUCUGAGAUGUCAGCCAGGGAGUACCUGGACAGGGGUGCCUCCAGCCGAAGCUCCAGGCGUGGGGAGAGGGAGAGAGAGAGGGAGGGAGGAGAGAGACGUAGCAAAGGGGGAAACUCCAGUAAGGUCAGCAGCCGCUCAGAGAGCUUGCACAGAGUCCCAGAUGGGAGGAUGACUCCAAAGAGCGAGCUGUCAGAGGCCAGGCAAGUUCCAAGUGGACAGCAGCAUCCAGCUUUAAACCGAUCACACAGCAGCAGCAUCCAAGACUCCAGCCACCAACUGGUACAUAAGGUGCCUGAGGAGAGCAAGGACACAAAGGACUGCAGCUGCUGAGACAUCCGACCCCCAAAAUUAUCCGUUCAACCAUCCAUCCACCUUCGAAACCACUAAGACAAGUGAUGCUGGUUGAUGUACCUGUUUCAAACCAUGCACUAUCAUACAUCAUAUUAGAUCUAUACAUCUGAUCAUGAUUGUAUUGGUUAAAUUGUAGUCAGUGAACGUCCAUGGCCAGAAAAAGUACCUCAGGUAUUUUAAAUGUGGUAUUUUGGACCAGUGUACAGAGAAUCUGGGUUUUUUAGCUGAGUGUCUUAAAGCUUUACUGAGCUUUUUGCCAUACACCUGAAUGUUGCAGCAGCACAGCUGUAUCCCAACUAUACAACUACCAAUGGUCAUUUACUUUUAUAGCAUGCAUUAAAAACUUCCUACUGUUUUGUAGAUUUGUAGCUCAAUUGUGUAGAAUGCAUAUUAGUGAAUAAAUGCAAUAUUUAUGUAAAUAUUCUACUUUUUUAGAAAUGAAAUCUUUCACUGGACUAGUCGCGACACUGAGAAUCUUGUUAAGAAGGUCAUGAUGUUACCAAACAUUCAAAGUAAGGAAAGUCUUCCUUUGGUAAACUGUUUUAUUGAAUGUCUUAUUCCUGGAAUGGAGGUUUUGUCUUUAAACCUCGUGUAGUAAAACACACUGUGUGCUACUUUUUUACCACUUUUGAUAAAAGGCAUAUUCUUAAACUUGAUAUCAUUGAAUUUUAGACCAUGUUGAAUUUAUGAGUCUUCUGACAAACUUUUCUUAAAAGCUGUACUUUCAUUCUAUGUUUAUGUCAAGUUUUCAACUUGUUUCUGUUGUACAAAAAACAUGUAUUCUGCAGUUUCUCUUCAAAGAUGUGUCCUGUGAAUUUGGAUCAAGUAUAGCUUUAUAGUUUUUUUUUGUUGUUUUUUUUUAAAUGUGCCUUCCUUUGAGUGGUUCCUCACCUUCAAAGAUCUUCAAAGAACCUACAGAUGUUUAGCAUGUGUGACGGUUAAACAUGCUCUCGGUGUAGGUGUCAUUCAUAUGAUUUUGAAUCAGUUUGAGGAAACAAAUCAAACAGGCUUUGCACUAUUUGUAAUUAAAAGCACAAACCACUGAUUUUUAAGCAUGAUUAGUCAUAAACAAAUACAAAAAAAAAAAAGGAUUUGAGACCACGUUCAGGGUUUAUUUAAAACACAUGGACCAUAUAUCUCUCCUUCAAGUACAUCCAGAACUACAGCUGCAGUUAUUUUAAAAUCUGUCUAUUUUGCUUUGUAAGGGAUUCAUUCUUCCCUUAACUUUAUUUACCUUUUUUGUAUUUGGGAGUUACAGAACAAUCCCAGUGACACUAAUUAAAAGGGAAUCGAUGUCAUUGUGUAUUCUUAUUCUGGCAUGUGGAUGGGGGUCUUGCUUAUGAUGUAUCUAGACCUAGUGUAGUCUAUGAAUGCUCUUUUGUGAGCCAUUUUACUGUUUUUUUAUGUAGCCUAUUUUGUCAAUUGAAUUUUGUAUCAGUCCCAUUUCAUUUUGAUAAAAUACUGAAUAAUAAAAAAACUGGAAUGUA